AUGAAGUACAGCAUCCCAACACUACUGGCUUUUAACCAGGGCUCCAAGUGGGAGCAUUGUGACUGGACUGCCAACAUCGAAUAUUGCAAGCGACAAGGUUCCUCUUCACAGAGGAAGCCAGGUCUUUCCGAGAAGACUGCAAACAGUUCUACCAAGAAAUCAGCUCCAUCUUCCUCGUCCUUCUACCCCCGCAAGAUCACCACCAAAAAGGGUAGACCACUUUCUCAUUCACAGAAAUACAGCAAAGAGCGACCACGCACACCAGUUGUCACUAACGACGGCUUUGCUCAAUUUUUGAGAAAGCAUUCCUCACCAACACACCAGCGUGUCACGGCUGGUGGCAAGAUCGUCCCUAUGGUGCACAGCCAGGAGGGAGCCCCGCGUUCAGGUAGUGGGAUUGCGGAAUGGCCAUUCACAUUGGCAACCUAUGCUGAUGAUGUGCAAUCGCUUAUGGACAUCCAUUCUGAGCAAUAUCGUCAACACCAAGAAGUUGUUGAUGCUGCAAACAUGGCUAAUGAUGUGCAAGAUCCAAAUGCCCCCAUUCAAGAUCAUGGAAACGGGCAAAUGCAUUACGCAGUCUCUGGUGUGGAGCCGUCGCAAAUUCCCACCUACUUCCCACAUGUAGCUGCAGCCUCAACCAGACAGGAGUAUGAUCACGUGACCGGAUCCUCGGCUAGAACUAUUCAGUCUCUUCAAGAAAUUGAGAUCAAUCUGGGAUUUCUGCUCUACGAAGUAGGCCGGAAAAUUGCCCGAACUCUGAAGACUCACCCCCGUGAUCGAGAUCAGCGCAUUGUGUUUUCUCUCGCACGAGGAAAUAUCCAUCAGGCAUUCGAUUAUUGUUUUGAGGUGGGAUGGACUCCUUAUCGAUCCCAGCAGGUCAAUGUUCCUAUUCAGUAUAACUCUGUCAGUCGGCUCAACACUGGCGGCGCGUUUUACCCGCGUCUCCGUCUCCUCAUGGCGACGAACUUUGUUGGACAGAAUAUCGUUUUUGUCCCAGGCCAGCGCUUUUUGCCGAUUACCCUAGAUCCGACGACUGAUCACCAUGGCAACUUCCUCGGAUGUAAUACCCCCAUUGGCCCUGGUCGAGGUCCCCGGCGGGUGAACAACCCCUUUGGACGCCAGAGUGCCGAAGAAUGGGUGAAUGAGGUCCCCUUUGCAACCAUUCAGAAUGAUGACAGCACUUUUGGGCGCCAAAGUCGGAGCAAGACCGAGGAAUGGGUUGACGAUGUUGCCUUGUCAACCGGCCAAAACGAUGACAACAGUUUUAAACCCCAGAGAGAGGGUCAAAAUGUUGUCGAGAGUAUUGUACCAGAAGAUAUGGCUAGCAAUGCAGCUAUUGCCACUAUUCAGGCUAGCCCUGCUGUCAGCCCUGCCGAAAAUCACAGUGAAAAUGUCAGCGACGAUUUGGUCUACAGGUCCAGCGUCUCUCUCCCAGAGAACUGUACCGAUGAGAAUAGCCUAGGCAGUGGGGACUCCGAUACCAGACGACUCAUGAGAUGCCUGGAAGAAGUCAUUGCUGAUGACUCCGAGGUAUCUCGGGUCAGUUUGAACAGCCGCUGCGGUGGGAACCUUAUCAAUGGACAAUUCCUGGGAGGUCUGGAUGGAACAUGUGAGCUGAAUGACUCCAAGGCAUCUCGAGCUGGAUUGAAUGCCCACAGCAGCGGGAGCUCUGGCAAUGGACCAUCUCUGAGAGGCCUGGAUAGAGAGCCAACGCAAGCUGCGCUCCCCAAGAGCGGGGUUUGUGAAGUUGGAGGACAGUCCGCUGGGCUGCGAGACCUGUAA
This is a messenger RNA of Penicillium taxi, 1782 nucleotides long. RefSeq lists its product as uncharacterized. The record is from RefSeq and is a predicted model, not a curated record. The transcript has 3 exons. Lineage: Eukaryota; Fungi; Ascomycota; Eurotiomycetes; Eurotiales; Aspergillaceae. The coding region runs from base 1 to 1782 and encodes 593 amino acids.